CUGAUUCAUUCCAAUUUAUUAACUCUGAAAUAAAACACAUCUUGUGAGGAAAGUUGAGUAGAAAAAUAAAAAAUGAAGGCAUACUCAGUCGUUGGAAACAAGAAGAAAGUCACGAUGGAGACUAACGCGUCUCGGUUGAAAGUAGUCGGAAAUAAUUGUAUCAUCCGUGUCGCGACCAACCAAGGAGACAUUGAGGUGAUCGGAAACGACUGCACCAUCGAAGUGGUCAAUAACUACGGCGCGAUCAACUUAGUCGGUGCUAAUGGUGGUGUUAUUAUUAACAAGCGAUGGAACGGCGACAAGGUGCAGCUCGUGGGACACCGCUGCUGUCUCGUGGUGGACGGACAGAAGAAGCCGACGGGGCCGUGCGACGCUCAGCUGUCUCCGUUGACGCCAUUCAGCAAGGAGUUGGACGACGUUAUUGAGUCGAUCUUCACAUUUGUGAUGCGAUGAUCGAUUUGUAACAGCAAACAAUGGCUUUGAAUACGGAAGAAAUGCUUUCUCGAUCGCUUGAUUUACUACUGUGAAGUGUAACGAAAGCAAUGCGUUGGACAAGUGUUAGACAUUGCGCGAUUUUGACAGUUUGCGUGUUUAUAAAAAUUUUGUAGUGAUACAAGGAUCAUAAUGGGAAGAAAAUGUAUUAAAAAGCACUUCAUGAGCCGCCAUAUGAGUGGCCAACCUUGAGACAAAAAUUGUCCUCUUUUACAUUGAUCACAUGCAUGGAUCAUACUGUCCUUGCGCUCAAAACUGUGUGGUAGUAUAUCGUGGUGUUAUAAAAAAAAAAAUUGAGAUAUAUCUUUAACAUGUAGAUGAUUGAUAGUAUGCAUUGAAGCCCGUUCAAAUGCGGAAUCAUUCGGCUUUCCUCAUACGAGCGGAAGUCUGAUGUUUUUCCCCGACAUAAUUGUAUCCACUGUUUUUGUAAUUUGAAUUGUUCGCACUCAUUAGGACGUGAUUAGUUUGAAUUAAAUAUUAUUUUGUUGCGAUUUAAUUCUGCUAUAUUGUAAUUUGUAUUCAAGCGGAUAUCAGGUGUUAUUCCCCUUUAAAAUUUGACGCACGACCUUUUUUGUAAUUUAAAUUGCUCUAACAUAAAAUCGUUGCCGUCUUUGUAUUUGGACAUUAGCUUAAUAGUUUGGUUUAGUUUUAUAAAAACUAUGUAAUUUUACAUAUUGUGUUUGUAUUAUUUUAAAUUGUAAAACAAAUUCAUAUUGAAUUAAAUAAUUGUCAGAUUUCUUGAUAGCUUGGUUUCUUUUUUCAGUAUUGGAAAAUCAGGAGAUGUUUUUAAUAAAAUUUUAAAAUGUUA
Galleria mellonella (greater wax moth) is the source of this 1300-nucleotide messenger RNA. RefSeq lists its product as uncharacterized. The transcript has a single exon. NCBI's taxonomy places the organism in Eukaryota, Metazoa, Arthropoda, Insecta, Lepidoptera, Pyralidae. The coding region runs from base 73 to 453 and encodes 126 amino acids. The record is from RefSeq and is a predicted model, not a curated record.